This is a messenger RNA of Acaulospora colombiana, 1533 nucleotides long. The record is from the annotation of a GenBank genome assembly. NCBI's taxonomy places the organism in Eukaryota, Fungi, Glomeromycota, Glomeromycetes, Diversisporales, Acaulosporaceae.
AUGGGUGACGAAGACCAACGAGAAAGCACUACACCAACUAAUGAUAAAAACCAUAAAGAUAAUGAAAUUUCGUAUGCAGACAUCAUAUCCGUAGACAACAAUGAAGAUACUCGUAAUGGUUCAAGAAAUAACCGAAGUACGACGGCUAAAAAAAAUAGGAGUGAAGAGAGUGUGAAAUUGCCUACAGAAACCACCGGUCUUCUGAGCGGUGAGCCAUCAAAUAAUUAUGGUCGUUUCCUUCGUAGGCCUGAGGAUGAGGAGUCAAAGCGACACACCUGGAAUCCCACGCAAUUUCGAGUAAAUGCACUCUCCGCACCGAUUCGUCGUUAUAAACAGAGAAGUGGUGUUUAUGACGAAGACAAACAAGCUUUAAUUCGUGAAGGUGGCGGUAUUCGGGUUUGGUAUGACGACUAUACCACCAUUGGAGCCGCAAUACUGGUGAAAUAUAAUUCCUUGUAUGCCUCACCCUCUUCAAAAAGUUCAUUAAAAGUAAAGAACGGAUCUUCCAAGAAGCGUCUCAGAUCAUACGCGGCCGGAAGCGGUAUUCCCGAGGUAAAAACUAUUCUAAGUGGUUUUGUGAUCCGUGGAUUCCUUGGUAUUAGAACGCUCUGGGUUAAAGCAUUGACUCUGGCAAUGGCGGUAUCAGCCGGAUUGACGCUUGGAAAGGAAGGUCCGUUUGUUCAUAUCGCGUGUUGUGUGGGUAACAUCAUGACACGCCUGUUUCAGAAGUAUAACAAGAACGAGGGUAAACGAAGGGAGAUACUGUCAGCUUCUGCGGCGGCGGGUGUGAGUGUGGCUUUUGCCGCGCCAAUUGGUGCCGGAGUGACACGGAUGACGGUCUCCUUAACGGUCAUCAUGUUUGAGCUUACUGGUGCUUUGACAUACGUUCUGGUUCGUAUUGAUCCAUUUGAAGUCACAAUUUAUUUUGAUCCAAUAAUGACGGCCAUCAUGAUUUCAAAGUGGGUGGCAGACGGCAUUGUGAAACACGGAAUUUAUGAUCUUUUAAUAGAACUCAAUGAGCAUCCUUACCUGGAUUCAAAAGUCGAAUACGUGACAACAAAAAGCACUGUUGAACUUUGCCAAAGGAAUUUGGAGGUGAUUGAAGUAAACGAGCCGAACACCAUUGGGGAAUUGAAAGCUAAAUUGGAUCGACUGUGGUAUUCGGACGCGGGAUUUCCAAUAUUAGAUGGACCGGUAUUAGUUGGAUAUAUCGCAUCCACGGAACUCGAACAUGCUUUAAAGCAUGCAGAUUCGUAUCCUGAUAGCACGAGAUGUUGUUUCAAGGAGACAGAAAUUGAAGUCGCGAUAUCACGUGCAGGUGAGGAACGCGACGAUAAUGAAAUAGAUUUCACGUUAUACAUGGAUCAGGCACCGUUAACGGUAUCUCAACACGCCUCAUUGGAAGUUGUACUGGAAUUGUUCAAGAAGUUGGGAUUGAGAUAUGUUUGUGUUGUAAAUUGUGGACAAUACGUUGGACUUAUUCAUAAGAAGAAAUUGUUGGCUCAUCUGAGAGAGAUGAACUUGAGUAAUUGA